AUGGGAGGGCAGUGGAGGAGCGAUGAGGCAAGGCGAGGAAAGAAUGCAACGUUGGUGGUCUCAGUUGUGUAUCAGCAGAAAGAGGGUGGUGGUGGCGCAGGUCUUAUCUACUCACCUGUUAUGCGUAUGCUUGAUGGGAUAAUUAUGCCACCCAUCCUCCUCUCCUCCCCCUUCCCUCCCUUCCUUUUGCCACGGACCACACGCGCAUCCUCUCUGCAGUCCCACAUUGAAGAUUUCCAGCGGUCAGUAGUGCGGGCGUACAUGCAGGUGGAUGGAGCACUGGCUGGUCAUUUUCCUUCAAAUAUUGUAUUUUGCCUUUGA
Hydatigera taeniaeformis is the source of this 321-nucleotide messenger RNA. NCBI's taxonomy places the organism in Eukaryota, Metazoa, Platyhelminthes, Cestoda, Cyclophyllidea, Taeniidae. The record is from the annotation of a GenBank genome assembly.